Messenger RNA from Phialemonium atrogriseum, 2827 nucleotides. Its product is annotated as P-loop containing nucleoside triphosphate hydrolase protein. Gene Ontology annotation, molecular function: ATP binding; hydrolase activity, acting on acid anhydrides; ATP-dependent chromatin remodeler activity. Gene Ontology annotation, cellular component: nucleus. Gene Ontology annotation, biological process: double-strand break repair via synthesis-dependent strand annealing; reciprocal meiotic recombination. The transcript has 2 exons. The record is from RefSeq and is a predicted model, not a curated record. Bases 109 to 2526 code for a protein of 805 amino acids. NCBI's taxonomy places the organism in Eukaryota, Fungi, Ascomycota, Sordariomycetes, Cephalothecales, Cephalothecaceae.
CAAAGUCAAUAAACCCCUCCUCUCGAAUCAUCAUCUCCCUCGGCCAAGUCGGUGGCCAGGCUGUCAUUGUUGCGUGGGAAAAGGCCUAUAAAGGAAUCAAUAGUCAUCAUGUCCACCACUUCGACCCCAAUCUCCAACAAGGAGAACGUCCCGCGAGGGCGGUUCCCGACGCCGCAAUCGAUGGACAAGCUGCACAGGCCUUUCAGAUGCCCGGGAUCUGCCACUCGGACUGUGGCUACCGACCGUCCGAGUCGAAAGCGGAGAAAGAUCGACUAUAAAGGCGCCGACGGGGAAGCCGAUGGCGAUGCCGAGAAGCCGUGGACCAAUACAGACAGACUCGCCUUGGCCAACCGAGACGUCAACAAAUUCCCAGUAUUCAAGCCCAGGGACAAGUCUCAGGUCUUCCGAAAGGCGUUCUCUGUGCCACUCAUCAACAAGGACACAUCUGCAUACAACCCGAACCGACCGCCCCCCACCUUGGGACUGAGACAGGGCGCCGUCUUCGUUGCGAAGCCUCUACAUGACCCGACCAGCGAAUUUGCAAUCGUCCUCUAUGACCCAACGGUUGACGACAAGCCGAGUGAGGAUGUGAAGCCAAAGGAGAAGAAGGACGAGAGCAAGCCAGAGUCGGACAUGAAGCUUGAUGCCCCGCUGGUCCACAAGAGCUUGGCCGAGAUCCUGGGCAUCAAGAAGAAGGUCGAGAAAGACCACCCCAGAGUCCCGGUCGUCAUCGAUCCCAGACUCACAAAGGUGCUUCGUCCACAUCAGAUUGAAGGUGUGAAGUUUAUGUACCGCUGCGUCACAGGCAUGAUUGAUGAGCGGGCCAAUGGCUGCAUUAUGGCCGACGAGAUGGGACUGGGAAAGACACUGCAAUGCAUUACCUUGCUGUGGACCCUGCUGAAGCAGUCGCCCGACGCAGGAAAGUCGACGAUCCAGAAGGCAAUUGUUGCCUGCCCAUCAAGCUUGGUCCGCAACUGGGCCAAUGAGCUCACCAAGUGGCUGGGUGCGGACGCUGUUACUCCUUUUGCCAUCGACGGCAAGGUGCCAAAAGAGGAAUUGACUCGCCAGUUACGGCAAUGGGCUAUCGCUAGUGGCCGCUCAGUCACUCGGCCAGUCAUCAUCGUCUCGUACGAAUCACUUCGCCUCAACGUCGAUGAGCUGAAAAACACGCCCAUCGGCCUCAUGCUCUGUGACGAAGGGCAUCGACUCAAGAAUGGAGACAGCCAGACUUUCAGUGCACUCAACAGCCUGAACGUCUCGAGGCGCGUUAUUCUGUCCGGAACGCCCAUUCAGAACGACCUGUCCGAGUACUUUGCGCUCAUUAGCUUCGCCAAUCCCGACCUCCUCGGAACCCGUUUGGAGUUUCGCAAACGUUAUGAGCUCCCCAUUCUACGUGGUAGAGAUGCGGAUGCCUCCGAAGCUGACCGGAAGCGUGGCGACGAAUGUCUCGCCAACCUUCUGGCUGUGGUCAACAAGUUCAUCAUCCGGAGAACCAAUGACAUCCUGUCCAAGUACUUGCCCGUGAAGUAUGAGCACGUUGUCUUCUGCAACCUCGCACCAUUCCAGCUCGACCUCUACAACUACUUCAUCACCUCUCCCGAUAUCCAGGCGCUGCUCCGGGGCAAGGGCUCGCAGCCCCUCAAGGCAAUCGGUAUCCUCAAGAAGCUCUGCAACCACCCGGACCUUCUUGACCUGGAGUCAGACCUCCCUGGCUCCGACGAGGUGUAUCCAGAGGGCUACGUUCCGCCAGACCAGCGGGGCCGCGACCGUGAACCCAAGCCCUGGUUCAGCGGCAAGAUGCAGGUUCUUGACCGUAUGCUAGCACGGAUUCGUGCCGAUACCAACGACAAGAUCGUCUUGAUCAGCAACUACACGUCGACGCUGGACCUCUUCGAGCGCCUCUGCCGCGCGCGCGGCUACGGCUCCUUGCGGCUGGAUGGCAGCAUGAACAUCAACAAGCGGGCGAAGCUGGUGGACAAAUUCAACGACCCUAACGGCGAGGAGUUUAUCUUCCUCCUCUCCAGCAAGGCCGGCGGAUGCGGCCUCAACCUCAUCGGGGCGAACCGGUUGGUGUUGUUCGACCCCGACUGGAACCCGGCGGCGGACCAGCAGGCGCUGGCGCGGGUGUGGCGCGACGGGCAGAAGAAGGACUGCUUCGUGUACCGGUUCAUCGCGACGGGGACGAUCGAGGAGAAGAUCUUCCAGCGCCAGAGCCACAAGCAGAGCCUGUCGUCGUGCGUCGUCGACUCGGCCGAAGACGUGGAGCGCCACUUCAGCCUCGACAGCCUGCGCGAGCUGUUCCAGUACCGCGGCGACACGCGCAGCGACACCCACGACACGUUCAAGUGCAGGCGCUGCAAGCCCGACGGGAAGCAGUUCAUAAAGGCGCCUGCCCUGCUCUACGGCGACACGAGCACCUGGAACCACUUUGCCAACGAGGGCCUUGCCGCCAUACAGGAUUUGCUGUUGCGGCAGGAGGGCGGCCAGCCAGAGGUCAGCGCCGUGUUUCAGUAUAUCUCGCAUUGAGAGGGGUGUACCUGCGGUGGGAGAGUUGCUGUGUAUGUCCGAGGAAGGGAAGAGAAGAAGGAAAGAAAGAAAGAAAUGCUCUACAUGUUUGCUCCACGAGCAGAUGUGUCACUUGCUUGUUUGUAAUGGAGUGAGGAAUUGAGCUUCGCACUAAACGGGAGUCGGGAGACGUGAGACGGGUGGUUACGGUGCAUAAUAUAGCAUGAGUUAUGUCUGUCCCUGGGUCUCAUGGGACGACGAUAGAUGGCUACGAAUUUAGCUAGAGGGGCGGGAAUAGAAGACGACGUAUAUCAUUUACGAG